AUGGCCACCGAGGUAUUUCCCGUCAUUGAUGUAUCUUGUUUGGACGACUUUACCCCCAAAUCUGCCGAGAUCACAAGAGCUUGCCAGGACUGGGGUUUUUUCAUCUUGACUGGGUACGGCAUUCCCCAAGCCACCAUUGAUCGAAUGUUUGCAUUGAACCAGGGAUUUUGUGCACUAUCCCCGAGUGAAAAGUCCAAGUUUCCCAUCGACCAACGACAGAUUGGAUACGACUUGAAGCAUUCCAAGUCUGGAGCCCAUGAAUCCAUGGUGUUUGGUGGUGUCAAGGGUGAAGUCCAAGACACCCAUGGCUUGAACACGUACUGGGAUGCUGCUAAACGCGAGGAAAUCGAGACAUUCAAAGCCCAAUGCCAUGAACUGUCGCACAAACUUUUAAGGACUUUUGCUCAAGAGUUUGGCCUUCCCUCGACCUACUUCUCUGAAGCGCACAGUGAUGCCAGCAAUCCCCCCAACGUUCUCCGCAUGCUGCAUUAUCCGAAAUUCGAGACACGACCCGCCAAUGAUAUUCCCCGAAUCAAGGCCCAUACCGAUUGGGGCUCAAUCACGUUUGUUUUUCCACGAUCGGGCGGGCUGGAAGUCGAAACUCCAUCAGGAGAGUGGCUCGAGGUCCCGCUGGUUCCGGGCGGCGUUGUGGUCAAUAUUGGCGACGCGUUGCAUCUUUGGAGCGGCAGGGCUCUCAAGUCAACCCUGCACAGGAUUUCCUUUGACAGACUACCCAUAGACCAGGAUCGGUGGUCUAUUGCUUACUUUGUCAAUGCUAACAAUGACUCCCGACUCGAAGUCCUCCAAAAGCAAGCUGAUGGUACGCAUGCGCCUCAGCCUGGUGGCAUUGUUCUCACGGCAGGAGAGUACUACGAUGCUCGCAUGUAUGGCUCGCGUCUCAAUGAUGCUGAACGUAACUGGGUUUCGAAAGCCACCAAUCUGGAUUACUAUGAGGGACUACUCAAAAAGGUUCAGCAAGUCGGUGUAGCUGACCACUCGGUUGUCGCUGACAAGCUUGUCGCCGUUUAA
Pestalotiopsis fici W106-1 is the source of this 1029-nucleotide messenger RNA. RefSeq lists its product as uncharacterized. The record is from RefSeq and is a predicted model, not a curated record. The coding region runs from base 1 to 1029 and encodes 342 amino acids. Gene Ontology annotation, molecular function: dioxygenase activity. The transcript is spliced from 4 exons. NCBI's taxonomy places the organism in Eukaryota, Fungi, Ascomycota, Sordariomycetes, Amphisphaeriales, Sporocadaceae.